GAGUGGUGUCUUUACCCCGGAUUCAAACACGCGAGACGCACCAAAAGGUACGUUGAUAUGUCAACAUCACUUCCAUCAGUGCUCCCUAGAAAGCCUUCAGGUGUCCGAGUUAUGGUCCUUAAAGGACAGCAGGAGCUUUCUGAUGGGGUUCCUAACAAGUCUGGCAAAGAGAAUGGUACCAGUGGGGAGUCGAAUCAGAUCCCUCCACUGAAUGCAGACAGAGAAGUGGAGAUUAUGAACCACUGCUUUGACGAUGUGGAGCGAUUCAUGUCGCGCUUACAACAGGCGGCAGAAGCCCAGACUGUCCUCAACCAAAGGAAAAAGAAAAACGAGAGGAAGACCAAGAAGGAUAAAAAGACCCAAGAAGAUGGUUUGUUGACCAUGAAAGCCAGUCCUCCCCCAGAAGAAGACUUUGUGAACAUCUUUCAGAAAAUCAAGUACUCCUUCAGUCUGCUGGACCGCCUGAAGUCCUACAUCUCACAGCCCAAUGCCCCAGAGCUGCUCCACCACAUCUUUGUGCCUCUCAGACUGAUGAUGAAUACCACUGGGGGGCCAGCAUUAGCUGCAUCCAUCAUCAGUCCUGCUUUGACCAAUGGUGCCGUUAAACUGCUCCAGGAACAUCUGACUUUAGAGGAAAAUGAGCUGUGGACUUCACUGGGGACCAGCUGGACCUCACCCAGCUCCCACCUCGGUGUGACUGUUCCUCCGUAUACACCUGUCUUUCUGGAUGGGUGGAAGCCUCAGACUCAUGACUCUACUGGCCAGCCUUUUGAAGAUCCCAUCGAGCUUCAGCACAAAGUAGAUGCUUUCAAUGAAACCAAGCAGAAACAAAGUCAGCAGGAAGAAGCUCAACAGGCAGCACAGAGCCCCAGAGACGGAAAUGGACAUGCGCACGGUGAGAGCCAUUACUGCUGCAGUUACGACUUUGUCGCCAGAAACAGCAGUGAACUCUCUGUGCUAAAAGGAGAAACACUUGAGGUGAUUGACUCAUCAAAACGCUGGUGGAAGUGUCGGAACAGCUAUGGCGAGAUAGGAUUUGUUCCUUUUAACAUUUUGGAGCCUGUGUCUGCUCUGAAUAAGACGGAGAAAGAUGGCUCAGUGGUGCACAGGGAGUCACAGGCAGGUCCUGUUCCUCACUUAAAGCGCUUCUCAUACACCCCAUCAAGCGGGGGUCCCACUACAGCAACCCCAGCGGUGCGACCUCAAAGCAUGGUUUUACCAUCUACAAGGAUGCAGGGAGAUGAACCUGACAGAGUUCUGAUAAUGAAUGAUGAGUUUCUACAAAGGAUAGCCCGGAGAAGAGGCUCAUUUAAACAGACAGCUGAUAACUCUAUACCUCUGAACUAUGACUCUCCAUCUUCUGAGGUGGCAGCCUGGCUUACUGCCAAAGGCUUCAGCGCAGUCACUGUUGAGAGCCUGGGAAUUUUAAACGGAGCGCAGCUGUUCUCCCUAAAUAAGGAGGAGUUUGUUGCGGUGGCACCAGAAGAGGGUGAAAAUGUUUACAGCCAGAUAAUGGCAGAGAAGACUCUGCUUAAGAAUGCACAAAAACUUUAGAACUGGAUGCUUCGAUGGAUCCAAGAGUUAAAGAUUAACUCACAAAGAAAGAGUGAUGUAUUGUAACAGAGUUAAAAUAUCCUUUAAUACAGAUGUGACAUGAAUGCUUAUUUGAUAUAGAGGUAAUGCUCAUAUUUUAAAUCACAGAGUCUGUUAAUUUAUCAACAAAAACAACAGAUUUUAAAAGAAAUUCUAUUUAAAUACUCUUGGAACCAAUUUGUUGUUGUUGUUGUCGUCUGGUUUUUAGUUUGACAUGUUUGUAAUC
Pundamilia nyererei is the source of this 1819-nucleotide messenger RNA. RefSeq names its product EPS8 signaling adaptor L1a (gene eps8l1a). NCBI's taxonomy places the organism in Eukaryota, Metazoa, Chordata, Actinopteri, Cichliformes, Cichlidae. Gene Ontology annotation, cellular component: plasma membrane; ruffle membrane; vesicle. The record is from RefSeq and is a predicted model, not a curated record. Gene Ontology annotation, molecular function: actin binding. The coding region runs from base 58 to 1554 and encodes 498 amino acids. Gene Ontology annotation, biological process: Rho protein signal transduction; regulation of Rho protein signal transduction; positive regulation of ruffle assembly. The transcript is spliced from 14 exons.